AUGAGCCAGUUUUCGCGGGGCCUUAGUGCCCGGCUCACCUGCGAGACAUGUAAACGACGCAAGGUUAAGUGUGACAAGCUCCAUCCCUGCACGAGCUGCCGCAAGGCCAGUAUUGAGUGUGUCCCUGUGGAGCGGACUCGGCUUCCGCGGGGGCGUUCGGCGAAGACGAAGAAGAAUAAGCGCUUUCGGGAGGAAAUGAUAUCCCGUGUCCAAACACCGAAUCUAGCAAACCGCGUCUCAAUGCUCGAGGGACUGGUUCAUACCUUGCUUAACAGCCAGACCGAGUCUUGUCUCGAGGAUCUAGAUUACGGCGGAUCGCUAAAUGUGGAUUCUAGUGGGAGUGGUGCGGAUACCCUGGGCCCAGGCAAUCCGUCGCUAGAUGGUGCUCUCCAGCCAGCGGGCUGUCAGUUUGACGGCUUCAACUACCAGAGUACUAGCCCGGAUCAUCAUAUAUCCCCAAACGAUGUGGCGCCCAGGGAGGGCGAUGAUUCUCGCCUGCUUCGAAUCUACAUAAUGCAGGUCGAUCCAAUAUUUCCCUUGUUGCAGUGCUCCUCUCUAUGGGCCCACGUCACGCAAGGAGAGCCAUACCUCACAUAUGCUGCAGACCAUCCUGCUCCAAGGGCUCUGGUCUGUGCUAUCAGCUACAUGACGAUCACUACACUCAGCAAUGACCGAUGCCAUCAAGAGUUUGAUUCCUCUCGUGAUUUGCUUCUUAAUAAGUAUCACAGCUUGACUAAGCGUGCUCUCGAACACGCCGAUUAUAUCAAUACGGACGAUAUUACUGUCUUACAAGCCUUUGUGCUGUUUCUGGUAUCGAUUCAAGCUCAUGACCAGAGCCGAAGGGCAUGGACAAUGCUAAGUCUAGCGCUACGGAUUGCCCAGUCGCUCCUCCUUGACAUUUCCGACCCGCCAUUCACGGUGACGCCAUUAGAACGUGAAAUGCGCCGCCGUCUGUGGCACAUAAUAUCGUUGCUAGAUGUUCAAGCCUCCUUUAACCAUGGUUCUGCGCCAAUGCUUCAGCCUGAUUGUCUUAGGGCACAGAUCUUUCCGGCAAUAGACUUUCUUGAUUUCUUUGCACCACCUAAGGAUAAUAGCUCGCCUUUUCCUGGGCCAACCUCCCUCGGAGACCCAACCUUUAUCAUGGUUAUGGCCGAAGCACAGCAUGCAUUCCGCUCUCUGAAUCUGUCCAGGAUCGCAGAUCUGUGUAUGACCAGUGUUGACAUCCAUUCUCGCCUGCAAAUCGCUGCUGCCUUUCAGCAAAAUUCUCAAGCACUCCUAAAGGGAUUGCUCCCAGAUAAAACCCCUUUCGACUUGUUCCUGCAACAACUUGUGGAGGUUACCCACGCUUUCCUACAGCUGGUGGCUGUAAAGCCUGUGCAGGGGACCGCCAAGGGCUACUUCUCUCAGGAUAUCAUAUCCCCAACCACCUUGCUCUCGUUAGCAACGAAUUUCCUGCAAACUCUCAACAACAUGUACCAGGAUCCCCGGAUCGAGCCCUUCCGGUGGUACGUGCGGUUAUUUGCCCCCUGGCACGCCUUCUCUGUUGCUAUGGACAUUGUAUGUGCUUGUGACGAUAGCUUACUCCAGGGGUACUAUCAGACGCUGGUGGCAGGACUAUAUUCUGAGCUUCAAGAGCUUCUGCAUGAUGCCCACCGGAGAUUGCUCCAGCAGCCACUGCAUCGGUUUGCUAUGCUUUCACAGACCUGCAUGGAUCAGUCUCUGGCGGCUGACUACCUCCCUGAGCUGACUUUUCUGCAGUAUUGA
Messenger RNA from Aspergillus pseudoviridinutans, 1764 nucleotides. RefSeq lists its product as uncharacterized. Gene Ontology annotation, molecular function: DNA-binding transcription factor activity, RNA polymerase II-specific; DNA binding; zinc ion binding. Gene Ontology annotation, biological process: DNA-templated transcription; regulation of DNA-templated transcription. The transcript has 2 exons. The record is from RefSeq and is a predicted model, not a curated record. The coding region runs from base 1 to 1764 and encodes 587 amino acids. NCBI's taxonomy places the organism in Eukaryota, Fungi, Ascomycota, Eurotiomycetes, Eurotiales, Aspergillaceae.